UCAUGUAUCUUCCGCUAAUACCCGCCCUCGACAGGAGAUGUUCUGAUAACGUUCGUCAGUCUGACAGGAACGCUUGUAGUAACUGCACGUGAUAUACAGCAGCAUAAAUAUGUAUUGUUAUAACUUAUUUAGUUUGUGCUUGUGGAUUUUAUUAAUAGGCAUUGUCGCAGUGACAGCCGUCGUCUCUAAUACAGCUGAACCUCUGAAUGAAACAUCUACAACAAGUUCAAUAUCAACAUCAACAACAAGUGACAUUUCGACAACAACUACUCCAAAAGUAGCCGAUACCAACACGAUAACAAGUACAUCUACCCCAAAGCCAACACCAAUAAGAAAUUCAUCAAAAGAAGUCAUGUCAAUAACUUCUACGCCCAAAGUAGCCGAUACCAACACGAUAACAAGUACAUCUACCCCAAAGCCAACACCAAUAAGAAAUUCAUCAAAAGAAGUCAUGUCAAUAACUUCUACGCCCAAAGUAGCCGAUACCAACACGAUAACAAGUACAUCUACCCCAAAGCCAACACCAAUAAGAAAUUCAUCAAAAGAAGUCAUGUCAAUAACUUCUACGCCCAAAGUAGCCGAUACCAACAUGACAACAAGUACAUCUACCCCAAAGCCAACACCAAUAAGAAAUUCAUCAAAAGAAGUCAUGUCAAUAACUUCUACGCCCAAAGGUAUGUAA
Ruditapes philippinarum (Manila clam) is the source of this 682-nucleotide messenger RNA. Its product is annotated as mucin-2-like. NCBI's taxonomy places the organism in Eukaryota, Metazoa, Mollusca, Bivalvia, Venerida, Veneridae. Bases 110 to 682 code for a protein of 190 amino acids. The transcript is spliced from 6 exons. The record is from RefSeq and is a predicted model, not a curated record.